Messenger RNA from Hippocampus zosterae (dwarf seahorse), 2970 nucleotides. It is a transcript of the gene jakmip3, whose product is annotated as Janus kinase and microtubule interacting protein 3. The record is from RefSeq and is a predicted model, not a curated record. Gene Ontology annotation, molecular function: kinase binding; microtubule binding. The transcript has 22 exons. Lineage: Eukaryota; Metazoa; Chordata; Actinopteri; Syngnathiformes; Syngnathidae. Bases 185 to 2668 code for a protein of 827 amino acids.
AGAGGGAGGGAAAGAUGACAGCAGCCGCAGAAGAGUACCGACUCCCAAACACGCGCAAACCAUCAGCUGAUAGCUAACCGCUACGUGCACGCACACGCUCAUUUGUACGUACUGCUGGAAGGUGGCUCAGAAGUACAGUACCAAUGUGAUCUCUGACUGACAACGAGCAAGACUGCAGUAAGAGAUGUCCAAACGAGUUCCAGGAGGGCGGGCCCCCAUGGGCACCGUGCAAACCGCCGAUGACGAGCUGAGAGCCAAACUGAUCGGCGUCCAGUUAGAACUUCAGCAUGAGAAGAGCAAGGUUAGCCGUCUGGAGAGAGAGAGGAGUCAGGAACUGCGGGAGGAGCACCACCGCGCCACCGUCGCCAUGACGGAACUCAAAAGCAAACUCCACGAGGAGAAGCAGAAAGAGUUAGCCGUCACCAGGGAAUCGUUGCUACGGCAACAUGAGAUGGAGCUGAUGAGAGUGAUCAAAAUCAAAGAUGGGGAAAUCCAACGGCUGAACGGUUUGGUCCUAACCCUGAGGGACAGCUCCAUGGAUAAGGUGAGGAGUGCUUUGCUGGCAGAGGUGGAGGAGACACGGAAGACUUGGGAGACUGAGCGAUCUCGCCUCCAGCAGGAGCUUCAGGAUCAACGUGGGGCAAAGAGGAGUGCAGAAGAAGCUCUGGCAGUGGCCCACCAGGCCUGCCAGUCCCGAAUAGCCGAGCUCCGAUCCGCUCAUCACCAGCACCAGGACGAACUGAGCAGAACCAAGCGAGACUGCGAGAGGGAGAUCCGUCGACUGAUGGACGAGAUCAAACUGAAGGACAGAGCGGUUAGUGUUUUGGAUAAAGCCCUGGGGCUGCAGGCUGGCCACGCCCACCGCCUUCAGCUGCAGACUCAGGCUGCCGAGCAGCAAAUCGCAGCCCUGAGGGAUGCCCAAAGGGCGGGUCUUAACUACCCUGGAAAUUCUCAGGAGGACCGAGACACGCGAAGGUUUCAACUGAAAAUCGCUGAGCUCAGCGCGGUCAUCAGGAAGCUGGAGGAUCGAAACGCCCUGUUGUCUGAAGAACGCAACGAACUGCUGAAGCGUCUGAGAGAAACGGAGAGUCAGUUUCUUCCUCUUCUGGACAAAAACAAACGUCUGAGCAGGAAGAACGAGGAGCUGUCACUCGUGCUGUGUCGCCUUGAAAACAAACUGCGCUUUGUCACGCAAGAGAACAUGGAGAUGGCAACCAUGAGAAGGCCAAGUUCGCUCAACGACCUGGACCGCAGCAACUCUGGUGGUUACCAUGGUUACUGCCAGGAGGACAGUGAAAUGGAGUUUCUGCGGCUUCAAGUUCUGGAGCAGCAGCACAUCAUAGAUGACUUGUCCAAGGCUCUGGAAACGGGAGGUUACGUCAAAAAUGUCAUUGAAAGAGAUUUAUUAUUACGAUACAGACGCCAAGAAUCACUUAGGAGGAAACGCACGGUGAGGUCCUGCAGGGUCAUAGAAACGUUUUAUGGCUACGACGAAGACGUGUCGGUGGACUCUGAUGGAUCAUCCUUGUCUUUUCACACCGACAAAACCCCCGACACGGAACCAGAAGAGGUGUGUGUUCGUGAGGAGGCGGAGCUUCGAUACCGCCAGUUGACGCAGGAAUAUCAAGCGCUGCAGCGAGCCUACGCUCUGCUAACGGAGACGAGCGGAGGAAACUAUGACGCCGAGAAGGAGAUCAAGACCAGAGAACAACUGAUGGCUGAAAUCAGCCAAUAUCAAACCAGAGUCACUGAUCUGGAGUCGGCACUGAAACAACAAGGACUGGAUGUGGCGUGGGUGGAGGAGAAGCAGUUGUUGUAUCAGAGGAACCAGCAGUUGGUAGAAAAGGUGAGGGAGAUGGAAGCGGAAGAAGUGCUUCUGAAAAACGACAUCCAGGACAUCAGGGACCAAAACGAACUCCUUGAGUUCCGAAUUUUAGAGCUGGAGGAGAGGGAGUGGCGCUCCCCCGUCAUGAAAUUUCACCAAGUCCAUUUCCCAGACUGCCUCAGUCCAUUGCAGAUCUACUGCGAAGCGGAGGGCGUGGCGGACAUCGUGAUCAGUGAUCUGAUGAAGAAGUUGGACAUCCUCGGCGAUAACGCCGUAAGUAAUCUUACCAAUGAGGAGCAGGUGGUUGUGAUUCACGCCAGGACUGUUCUCACCCUGGCCGAGAAGUGGUUGGAAUCCAUCGAGGUGACCAAGUCGGCGCUUCAGCAGAAGAUGCUGGACAUCGAAAGCGAGAAGGAUUUGUUCUGCAAGCAGAAGGGCUACCUGGAUGAAGAGCUGGACUUCAGGAAGCGUUCCAUGGAUCAGGCUCACAAGAGAAUCCUGGAGCUGGAGGCCAUGCUGUACGAGGCACUAAGACAGCAGGAACGGUCCAGAACGGACGGAGAAAAGGUGAGCGACGGUCGUCUGAACGACGUGCUGACGGACGACCAGAGGGAGGGGCUGAGGAGCGCCAUGGACCAAUGGAAACGAGCCAUGAUGUGCGAGUUGAGGGAGCGAGACGCUCAGAUCCUCAAAGAGAGGAUGGAUCUCCUGCAGGUCACGCAACAGCGGAACAAAGAGUUGGAGCAGAUCAUCGAAGCUCAGAAGCGACAAAUCAAAGAAUUGGAGGAGAAGUUUCUCUUUCUCUUUUUAUUCUUCUCGUUGGCCUUCAUUCUGUGGUCCUAAGGUCCUCUGGUGAGUUCAAGUUGCAUCAAAUAAGCCAAGUUGACAUUUGAACGGGGAACAUUUGCUCUCGUUGCUUUGCUCCGUUUGCUUUUUCUUGUCUGAUGUGCAGUUUGUCAACUUUCUUGAAAUUGAAUUUUGGUCCGAGAGAAGACGUCUUCACAGCCGAUGGAAAACUUUGGUCCGAGGGUGUCAUCUUGCUCGAGGACACCGCAGCCGUUGGUCCGGGGAAUGUUGGGGAUGGAUGGUCCAUUUCCGCAUCCUCCUUUGCUCUUGAGGAAGCUGACAUUUCUUUUUUUUGCCCA